Molecule: messenger RNA, 1830 nt
Organism: Zasmidium cellare ATCC 36951
Lineage: Eukaryota; Fungi; Ascomycota; Dothideomycetes; Mycosphaerellales; Mycosphaerellaceae
Exons: 2
Coding region: 1-1830 (609 amino acids)
Biological process (GO): DNA-templated transcription
Molecular function (GO): zinc ion binding; DNA binding
Source: RefSeq, a predicted model, not a curated record
AUGGCCAUGGAACUGACCUUUGUCAAUCAAUACGGCGACAGUGCACCCAAACGUCGUCGGUUGGCGAAGGCGUGGGCAGACAAGGUCUCGACGAACGGUGUUAAAGACGGCAGUGACAAGGAAGAUUCCGACAGUCCUCAUGGCAGCAAUGCAACACCUCGUGUGAACGGAACACCAAGUUCUCACCGCACGAGCAAUUCCGGUGGCGUGCGGCGAUUCAUCAGCGACCUAAAUCCAGAAGUGACAUUUCUGCAACGACCGACACGUACGAUUGAACCAGAAAGCCGACAGCAGAAUGAUGACAUCGGGAUCUGGGUCGACAAGCGCGAAUGGGAUGAGCUUAUCCGCCAGAAGAACAGCACGACAGAGCAUGCCGCCGCCCAAGCAACCGCCCUCAACAAUCAGAGACCACAUUCUGCUGUCCUGGGACCGCUCAUAGAUAUAUACUUUCGAAAAGUCCACCCCAUUCUACCCUUGCUGGACGAAGCCGAGUUUCGCAAGAACCAUGCCGGAGGAAUUGUCCCUGAGCCUCUUGCUCAUGCGAUCUGCCUUGUGGCAGCGAAAGAUGCGGAAGCUGCACCUCAUCUGCGACUCUCAGAAUCAGAUACACCACUUGCGCCUCGCGACUUUUGCAGUCGACUGCACGCUUCGGUAAUGGCCACACUCAAGACGCCUGAUCUUCUUGAAAAGAUCACGCUCAUUCGCAUUCUCGCGCUGGCAUCGUUACACCCCGAAGGACAGGACGGCGCUGAGGACGCAACUAUGUGCCUGAAUAAGGCCAUGCACUACACUCAAACGCUCGGCUGGCACCUUGGACAGCAACAAGGCGUGGCGUCUGGCGAUGACCUGGCAACAAAACGGCUCUUCUGGUGUCUCUGGAGUCUCGACCGCAUCAAUGGAUGCCUGUACGGGAGACCAGUUAUGAUGAGUGACGAAGACAUUGCUAUAGAACCUUUCGAACAAGGCGAAAGUGGCUUUCCCGCCUUUGAGGCCUGGCUAUAUAUCACUCGGAUGCUCAACAAGAUCAUUGGCUUCUACCGACCUGGUCAGCCCAUAACUUGCACUGGCUGGGAGAGCGAUUACUUUCCGAGUUUCGAGGAAGCAUUGGAUGAGGGACAAGCAUGGAACCAGCCGCAGUCGACUCUGGCUACGCUACAUCUAUUCUACCUCGUCACCGCUAUGCUUUCGCAUCGAUCGCGAGGAGUGAAGUAUAUGCCACGGUCGACGCCCAGCUAUGUACGGCAGUCCCUUUGCUCGCUGGAGCUCAUACGAUUGAUGAGUUCCCAUCUAUAUCCCUCGUUGAAUCCGCUCCCGAUCUUACCAUACGCCAUAUCGCUUUCGCUGUCAGUCACAUACCAACGAAUACGACAGUCGCAACUGCAACACCAGCAGGAAGAUGCUCGAGAAGACUUUCGAACAUGCUGCCGAGUCCUACAGAAUCUUCGACGAUGCUGGUCUUCGGCCGAUGUGAUCGGUGUCAUCUCUAAGAAAGUGCUCGAUCAAGUCAACAAGGCUACGGAUCUGUCGUCCUUCCGAGUUGGACGGUUCAGCGGAACCGGUAGAGACAGUCCUGGCAUUUGUACGGCAUCGUUAGUGAAGCCUCAUACCAUCAUUGAUCACCCGGAUGAUCCGGAUGGCAACGCGAACCAGAAUUCCGCGACAGUAGAGCAAGAUUCGAACGCAGUGGCUGCUCAGAGUGGAUUCGAGCUCUUCGAGGGGAUGGACGACAUUUUCCAAACGUAUAUGGAUCCCAACUAUCCCGUCAAUCUGGACGACUUCGCAUUCUUAGACGAUACAAGUCCGCUGGACUGGAACGCUGCUCUGACAUGA